This is a messenger RNA of Octodon degus (degu), 1129 nucleotides long. RefSeq names its product family with sequence similarity 71 member E1 (gene Garin5a). The coding region runs from base 24 to 737 and encodes 237 amino acids. The transcript is spliced from 5 exons. The record is from RefSeq and is a predicted model, not a curated record. NCBI's taxonomy places the organism in Eukaryota, Metazoa, Chordata, Mammalia, Rodentia, Octodontidae. Gene Ontology annotation, cellular component: nucleus.
CUUGUUAUGAUGUCACCCUACCCAUGGUUCCCGCCCUUUUUUUCUUCCGCGGCAUCUCCCUCCGUGUCCACCAACGGGCGGGGCGUUGGGACGAUGGGAGGCAGGAGCCUAAGUCGGCCUUCCGUGCAGUGGGCGAGAUGGGAUCAAGUGGGCUGGCAGGAUGCUCUGUGGUUCCAGCCUGUGCCCCAGAAGGACCCGGAUGGCUCCAGCGCCACCUGCUAAGCGGCGAGUUCGACCAGCUGCGGAACUUUACCAUUUUUGAGAGCAACUUCGUGCAGGUGACCCGGUUUGGAGAAGUUGCCAAUAAGGUCACCAUGGGGGUGGCAGCCUCCAGUCCGGCCCUGGAACUCCCAGACCUGUUGCUGCUGGCUGGCCCUACCAAGGAGGAUGGAUGUCCACAGCUGCUCGGGCUGUUCCCCCUGCAGUUUGUCCAGCUCUUCAUCCACGACGAAAGCCGCCAGCAGCUGAAAGUUAAGUUCUGCACCGGCCGUGCUUUCUACCUGCAGCUGCGGGCGCCAGCUGAGACUCGGGCCCUGGAGUUCAGCAAGUGGGUGCGGCUCCUCUACCGCCUGCGCUUCCAUGGCCAGGGGGCCGUGCCCUUCACGCAAGAGGAGUGGGGGGACGAGGACUGGGACGAGGAGACAGACCUGGAGGACCAGGAGAGGGACUGGCGGGACCAGCUUCAAGCCAGGGAAGCCAGACUUGACCCACAGACCUCUGAGCUCUGGGGACUGUGAUGUCAGCUGGAAGCAACCGACCCCAGGGCCACACAGAUGGAUUAUUAACAUUAAUAAAAAGCACCACUUAAGAACAACCACCAGCUCAAAGGCACUUCUGCCCGCAGCGCCCAUUCACCAAGGCAGAGGCUGCCUUGAUGGGUCUUCCAUCAGCCACAUCCGGGUCCUCACAUGCUCAGGUAACCUGGUGCCUGGCCUUCCCAGGCUACCCAGUGGUGCAUCUUUGACUCAUUGUUGAUUUCAAUCACCACCAGCCUGUCCCCUUUUCCCCUACCUUAGCAACAGGAGCUGGGGUUCUCCUUUGAAGCUACGCAGUUGUCAUGACAAUGUGGUUGCCCCACUAAAGUCGAUGUUCCAAGAUGGUGGCCCCUCUUGUGGCCUGUUUCCUUGGU